ACGCAUGGUUCCGUGUUACAAUUGCCAUAUGCGAAGGCAUUGAUCAGAGCUUAUCUUUUUUCACUUCACAGAUCCUGAGCUUCAUCCUUCUGCUAAUUACCCUUCCUACCAUAUUAAUCUGAACUACCUACCACCAUGAUUCGAAGAGCUCUAUGCUUCCCCAGUUUCAUCAGGAAAUCGCUGCUUAUUCCACCCGUUAUUUCUCCUUAUUCUAAUUCUUCUUCCAAGAUCGGAGCUUACAAUGGGUAUGCAUCUCAGACGUCUUCUCUUGAAGUUCCGGACUCAGCACCUUACAGGGAAAAUGAUGAGUAUGCUGAUGUGGACUGGGAUAACCUUGGAUUUGGACUAAUGCCAACUGAUUACAUGUAUGUAAACAAAUGUGGUGCGGGGCAGCAUUUUGGACAUGGACAACUCAAUCCUUAUGGCAACAUUCACCUUAGCCCAUCAGCUGCUGUCUUAAAUUAUGGCCAGGGAUUAUUCGAAGGCACGAAAGCAUACAGAAAAGAGAACGGGCAACUGCUUCUGUUCCGUCCAGAACAAAAUGCCAUUCGGAUGAAGAGUGGCGCACAAAGAAUGUGCAUGGAAGCCCCUUCCGUUGACCAAUUUGUCAACGCUUUGAAACAAACUGCUUUGGCUAAUAAGCGCUGGGUUCCUCCUCCGGGGAAAGGAUCGUUGUACCUUAGGCCUCUGCUUAUAGGAAGCGGUGCGGUUUUGGGUUUGGCUCCAGCACCUGAAUACACUUUCCUCAUAUAUGCUUCCCCUGUUCGCAACUAUUUCAAAGAGGGCUCUGCGCCACUCAACUUGUACGUAGAGGAGAAUUUUGAUCGUGCUUCUCGCCGCGGCACCGGCAGCGUUAAAACCAUUUCUAAUUAUGCCCCUGUAUUGAUGGCGCAACUUAGAGCCAAGAAGAAUGGAUUUUCGGAUGUGUUGUACCUGGACUCGGCCACCAAGAAGAAUCUAGAGGAGGUUUCUUCUUGUAACAUUUUUAUUGCCAAGGGAAGAUGCAUCUCAACACCUGGUACUAAUGGAACCAUUCUUGCUGGAAUCACGAGAAAAAGCGUAAUUGAACUUGCCCGUGAUCACGGCUAUGAGGUAGAAGAGCGUGCUGUAGCUGUGGAUGAAUUAAUGGAGGCUGAUGAGGUUUUCUGCACAGGAACUGCUGUUGGUGUUGCUCCAGUCGGAGCCAUCACAUACCAAAAUACAAGGAUGGAAUAUAAAACGGGUUCUGGAACUAUUUGUCAAGAGCUGUACAAUACCCUUUUGGGAAUUCAAACCGGCGUUAUUGAAGAUAAGAAGGGAUGGAUCAUUGAAAUUGACUGAAUUCUUUUUGCUUUAAUAAUUUACCAAUUUGUCAUUAAACAAAUCUAUUACUAUUGUGAUAAUCAUGAUGUUCACAAUCAAGAAGUGUGUAUUAUGUACAUUGUUAUAUACACAAUAUACUUGAGCUUCACAAUC
Arachis stenosperma is the source of this 1455-nucleotide messenger RNA. RefSeq names its product branched-chain-amino-acid aminotransferase 2, chloroplastic-like. The record is from RefSeq and is a predicted model, not a curated record. The transcript is spliced from 9 exons. Gene Ontology annotation, biological process: branched-chain amino acid metabolic process. The coding region runs from base 136 to 1320 and encodes 394 amino acids. Lineage: Eukaryota; Viridiplantae; Streptophyta; Magnoliopsida; Fabales; Fabaceae. Gene Ontology annotation, molecular function: branched-chain-amino-acid:2-oxoglutarate transaminase activity.